CAAAGUUCUAAACGACGAGAAUUAUACUCGUGUGGCGGUAAAAAGGAAAGGGGAUUCUGAAAAAACAGAUAAUUUAGUGUAAAACUGAUGGAGAUGGAAGGGUUUGAAGACCUUUUGCAACAGGCAGAGCAGUUGACAGCUGACGUAGACAGCGGCAGUGAUCUACCAAGAGUCGAACGUAACAUCCAUCAAAUUGUUGAAGCUGGUCAAAGGCUAUGGUCGAGAACAGCACAAACUGGGCAGCCAGACACUGCCAAUGUGAAAGCGUCGAUCCUGCUUGGAUCUAAAGGUCUUGAUGUGCCUAAGAUCUCACAGCGCCUUGAAACACUCAGUGCUACAAGGACCCUUGAACCACUGGAGCCAAUUGCUGAUACCGAUAUACAGAGUUUUCUGAGAAAUGAGAGAGAAAAUGCUCUUUUAGCUGUUAUUGAGGAAACUAAAAAGAAUACAUUCCGCCAAGCAGAGAAGCACUUCUGGGACAGCAUGCAUAGUGAAUGGGAGUCAGAAAAGCAACGACUUUUAAACGCUCUGAUUGGAUCGGGUCAAGACCUUCUUGAUUACGCUCCCGAACGUGAUUCAGCUGUCGGGGACUCGGUGAUAAUGUCAAGUCGAAGUGGCAUGGAUCAUGUGCAGAUGGGGUAUAGUAGACAGAUGUAUUUGUUCAAUGAGUGUGUUGUGCAAGGUGGCCUACCACCAGACAUCCUCGAUCUGUGUACUAAAGUUGCCAAGCAGCUUGAUGAUAAGUUUAUCCUGGAUAUUUGGGAUAUGGUGCAUCAUAUGACAUCUGUACCAUUAGUGUCAACCUCAACUGUAGCCGAAAAUCGUAGCUCACAAAAAGUCCAGACUGCCUUUGUGAACCAAGCACUGAGAUACCUUGAGAAGACCUACUGUCAGUACAUUCUAGGCUACAUUUCAGAGGCCCAGCACCAAGCCAGGCUUGGAGGAAUACCAGGGAUCUACCCAUUGGUGCAAGCUUUUCUACGCAUCAAACUACUGCCGCUGGGAAUGCCUGGCCUAGAGGAGGCUGAGGUUGAUGGUCUUCCAUUAUGGCCCAUGGUGUAUUACUGUAUGCGGUGUGGUGACUUGGAGGCAGCCUUGCAAGCAUUCAAUAAGGCCUCAAAAGAUGUUGGAGAAGUCAGAGACUUUUUGCAGGAGUAUAUGCAUAGUGAUCAAAACAGGUUGUCACCAGCCAGUGAGACCAAGAUCAAGUUACAAUACAGAAGGGAAGCACGACACAGCAGUGACCCAUAUAAAAGGAUUGUUUUUUGCGUUCUUGGGAACUGCGACCCUUCAGACAGCCACUCCGAAGUAGCAGAUAAAACGGACGACUAUCUCUGGCUUAAACUUAGUCAAGUUUGUUUAGACCCUGAUUUAGGGGCAGCCGCUGAUCACACAUCGCUCUCUGACCUCCAGAGACAGCUGUACCAAGACUACGGAGAGGUUCAUUUCAAUGCCCAACAGAACCCUCUUCUGUACUUCAAAGUAUUGUUACUGUCAGCUCAGUUUGAACCAGCCCUGGAGUUUUUAUGGAGGAACGAGGCCCUGAGUUCUCACGCUGUGCAUAUAGCUAUUGUGCUGUUUGAGAUGGGCUUACUCAAUGUUCCUCAAAGUAUUGGUGCUCAGAUGUUAAGUAAAGUAUCAAAUGAUGCUGAACCAAUGAGACGACUGAAUUAUGCCCGUCUAGUGAGCUUAUAUGCAGCCAAGUUCCAGACUACAGAUCCCAGAGAAGCCCUCCAGUAUUUUUAUUUGCUUCGGAAACUGACCGAUUCCAAGGGAGAAAACCUAUUUACCAAAUGUAUUAGUGAAUUGGUAACCGAAACCCGCGAGUUUGAAAUGUUACUUGGCCAAAUAAAGGAAGAUGGAACACGCCGGCCAGGAGCGAUUGAUAAAUUCCAGGACAAUACACAACGGAUCAUAGAAACUGUAGCUAAGGAUACCGAAAACAAAGGGUUGUUUGAGGAUGCAGUUAAGUUGUAUGACUUGGCAGAUAAUUCUGAGAAAGUGUUGGAGUUAAUGAAUAAAUUAUUGAGCCCACUGGUGUCAAGUCCACCGACAACGCACUCUAAUAGGGACCGGUUACAUAAUCUAGCCAUAAGCAUUGCUAAGAGGUAUACGAAGCAGUGUUUAUCAGGGACGAGGGGAACCACAGAUACUUUCUAUCUUCUCCUUGAUCUGUUUACCUUCUUUGAUAUCUACUAUGCAAAAGAUAUUGACAGAGCAUUGGACACAAUUGAGAAAUUGAAACUAGUUGCGUUAACGCCGGAGAGUGUAGAUGACAGAGUAGCAGGCUUUAAACAAUAUAAAGAUGAAAUCAGGCGUAGCAUGCCUGAUGUCCUCAUUGCGACUAUGAAUAUAUUAUACACAAAGUACAAGAUGAAUCGCAGUAAACCGCCGUAUACUCCUCGCUCCAUGACACCACAGAGAGGCAUGGAUGGAGGCAAAGAUUCUUACUUGGAGUAUUUACGUCGACAGGCCAAGGCUUUGAUAACCUUCGCUGGAAUGUUGCCAUACAGAAUGCCGGGUGACAUCAAUGCACGACUUGUUCAGUUAGAAGUGCUCAUGAACUGAUGAUGCAUGCAAAGAACGUGUAAACUGUCAGGAUAUGCAAUAUAGGUUCAUUGCAUACACUCUUACAAGAUAUGAAACACACGAGUCAGAGCGCAAAAUGCGUAAUUUCAUUGGGAAAUCAUAUUUGGUUUAGGGUAUAUUAAAAUACCUGUAUAUCCUAUUAAUGAAUGACUUCUCGGGAAUUUGAUUCAGAGAUACAUGUGUAUUAUUUGAAAUUUAGAUGUAUGGGAAAAAUCUUACUCUUUAUUGUGUUAGUAAAACUAACAAAUAAUAAGAUUGAAAGAACAAAUUCUGCAUGCAGAAAACUUUUGUAGUAGGAAAAUUGACUUAAAAAAGCAAGCUAUACUAUUAUUAAAAAAUAUGCAUAAAAGUAUUAAAAACAAAAUUUCAUGAAAAUAUUGUCUCUGAAUUAUUCUGGUGAUCAUAUAAAUAUGAUCUCACCAGUAAUAUGUAAAGUAAUGUAUUAAUUAAUGCUGUUGGAUAUAGAACUUUAUACCGAAAUUUCAAAGCGCUCAAAGUGUGGACAAGCUUGUACAAUAACUUGCUUCUCCCCUAGGGGUCUGUGUCUGAGCUGCCUGGGAAACCGGUACCAGCUAUCUUUUGUCUGUCCACAACAGGGGUUAUACAGACCAAUACACCAGGGUUACCCCCUACUCAUCUCGAAAAAUAUUCUUUAAAGUGCACAUGACCCAAAUUGUGUACCCUGCAUCUCACUUUAUGGAAUGACUUUAAACGUUGCAUUUGUAUUGAUCAGUGAGGAUGUAUAAAUGUAAAUAUGUUCGUCUACCUGCCGCAUCCAAUCAUACCAAAGAUGAACUGGAUGUUUACUUUUUAAAUAGAUAUAGAAGAAUGAAUAUGGGUUUGAAAUUAUGCUUGAGAGAUGUGUUUUCCCAUGCAAAAUACCGAAACAAUCAUAAAAAUCAUUUUGAAAUUAACUUGCUCAUUUUGAAUAACAUAAAAAUGAUCAAUUUGAACAUGGAUAUUAGAGUAUUUAAAAAAUGUUUACCUACAAUUUUACUGCGAAAAAUAACAAACACUUCCAGCUGGAAGUGUUUUGUUUUAAUUAUCAUUGUGCAGUAUAUAAAGUCGGGGUACAUCUUUUUUUAAUUCAAUAAUUUCUAUGCUAAAGUAAAUUUGUAUGCAACUCUGUAUGUUACUGCAAAAUGAGGAAGUUAAUUUCAAAAUUAUUUUUUGAUUUUUUGUUUUCAGGGGACAGAUGCAUCUUUAAUCAAUAUACACAACUUUCCAGAAUUGUAUAAUUUAUUUUGUCAAAGAACAAUCAAACAAUGGAACAUGAAAUUAUGAGCUGGUACUGUGUAUAUAAACCAAGACAGUGUGGCCCUCAACUGUGAAAAAUUAGUAAUACUUUACUAUAAUUUUUUUUUCUCCUUCAAACAUCAUGUAAUUUGCUGCUGCCAAGAUACUGUGUUUACUUCAUAACACUUUUUUCAAUAAAAAAGAGUGAUGGAAA
This is a messenger RNA of Anneissia japonica, 4039 nucleotides long. Its product is annotated as nuclear pore complex protein Nup93-like. Gene Ontology annotation, cellular component: nuclear pore. The transcript has 16 exons. The coding region runs from base 88 to 2568 and encodes 826 amino acids. The record is from RefSeq and is a predicted model, not a curated record. NCBI's taxonomy places the organism in Eukaryota, Metazoa, Echinodermata, Crinoidea, Comatulida, Comatulidae. Gene Ontology annotation, biological process: protein import into nucleus; poly(A)+ mRNA export from nucleus. Gene Ontology annotation, molecular function: structural constituent of nuclear pore.